Phacochoerus africanus (Common warthog) is the source of this 3298-nucleotide messenger RNA. It is a transcript of the gene RAB44, whose product is annotated as RAB44, member RAS oncogene family. The record is from RefSeq and is a predicted model, not a curated record. Bases 236 to 3190 code for a protein of 984 amino acids. NCBI's taxonomy places the organism in Eukaryota, Metazoa, Chordata, Mammalia, Artiodactyla, Suidae. Gene Ontology annotation, molecular function: GTPase activity; GTP binding. The transcript is spliced from 13 exons.
UCCCAGGCAGAGGGACCAGAAAGGGCAAAGCCUUUGAGUAGGAUGUGCUAGAGGCCAUCAGGUGGGGGUGGUGAUGAGGCCAGAGAGGCCAGAGCAGGUUGGGUCAGUCAGGGCUUCGUAGCCACGGUAGAUUUCCUCCAGGAAUGAUGGGGAGUCACGGGAGAGUUUUGAGCAGUGACUGUGUCCAGCAGCCCAGGGCCCCCUCACUUCUCCUCUGUCCCCAGGCACAAGCACCAUGGAGAAUGAACAGAGAGUGCUUCGAAAGGGCCGGAAGCUGGGCUCUAGCCGGCGGCGACAGAUGCGAGAGACGGCUGAUGGCCAGGACUCUUCUGUGGCCCCAGAGCCAGGGUCCUGGUCCUCCCAAUCAGCUGCAGAACUGCAGAGCUUCUUCCAGAAUUGUGGUGCCAAGGACAGAGGCUUUGUCACUCGAGAGGACCUGGCGGUGGCCAAGUUCAGCUUCCUGGGCAGUGAAGAGGAGCCGGAGAUGAUCUUUGACUGGGUGGAUGUGGAACGGAAAGGACGCCUCUCCCUCGAAGAAUUCAGCUCUGGGCUCAAGAGCAUCUUUGACUCCAGCCCAAGCAUAUACAGGCUGCACAGAAGGAGGCCACUGCCCUCUAAGCGAGGUUCUGUAGCCACCAGUUUCCCGGCACUGCAGGAGGCCGAUGCAGAGGAGAAGGAGGCCUUCAUUGCCUUCAUGGAGCAGCUGGGAGCCAGCCAUUUACUUCCUGAGCAGGAGAUCUGGCAGCUGUGGCGGAAGCUGCGGCAGGAGGAGCCCCAGCUGGCAGACAACCUGGAGGGCUUUCUGGCCAAGAUGACCAGCCGCCUGCAGGAGACCCAGGCUGACAAGGAGGUCCUAGAGCUGACCCUGAGGAAGAGGGACUCUGACCACCAACGAGAGGUUCAGCAGCUCUAUGAGGAGAUGGAGCAGCAGAUCCAGUGGGAGAAGCAGCAGCUGCAGGCUGAGAGCCACUCCCGGGACCUGGCCCUCAGCUCCCAGAUGCAGGAGGUCCUGGAGGCCAAGGAGCGUGAGGUGCAGCGGCUGACCGAGGGCCAAAAGGAGCUGGAGGCCCAGCUCGACCACCUGAACAGCACACACCAGGAGGCCAGCUCCGAGAACCAGCAGCUGCGGGAGGCCGAGCGGGACCUGGCUGGGCGGCUGGAGGAGGUGCGGGGGCAGCUGCAGGUGACCAGGGGGCACCUGAAUGCUGCCAGGGGGUGCGUGUCCUGGCAGAUGGAGGAGGAACCCAGAGUCCCCAGAGCAGGUGAGGAGAAGGCUCCAGACUCUCAGGCAGUCUCCUCUGAGGAGACUCCCCUGCCCGGACUGUUUGGGGACAACGAUGACUGGCACCAGCUCCUGGACAGCUUUGGCAGCACCGCAUACAAAGCCCUGCAGCUCUCCUGGAGCCCACCCCCAACCCCAAGAGCCCUCUCGGGCCCCCAGACACCCCGAGUGGUCAGGCCAAUCUCUGUCUCGGAGCCACAUGCUUUUCUCUUUGGUCAGGAGCCAUCUUCAGAUCCAAAUGGGGUUCCAAAGAGCCCCCCUGGGGUGACUUCCGGGGUCAAGGAGGAGAAAGGAGUGGACACAGAUGGGCUGGGCAUCAGCCCAGAGCAGCCUGGAGAGGCCCCCAGCCUGGCCCCUCAGGAGGAGCCAGGGCCUGGCCCCGGGGUCCACUUCCGCUGGGGUCUCCCAGGGACCCUGGCUGGGGAGUCAGGAGGCCUGGUGGCAGCUGCGCUUAAAGUGCUCGUUCCUUUGGGAGAUGAGUCCCCUCCUCACGUGACCUCUCCACCUCUGCAGGCCCCAGCUGGGCCCAGUGAACUGUUCCAGACCCCAGACACAGACCAUGAGGGCCCCGGGUCUGGGCCUGUCCCAGCCAAGCUGCCAGGGCAGAGGGAGGCCCUCGCCCUGGAACCACCAGCCACUGGCUCUGAGCCAGGCCUGGGGUUCCCAGAAGUUGGAACCCUCACAGCAGGGCUGGCUGAGCCCUCCUGGGGCCAGGAGCUAGGGGGUCCAGCUCCCACAGAGGGGUCAGAGCAGGACAAGCUGAGCCCAGAUGCACAGGGGGGUCGUCCUGGGGGUUUACAAGAAGCUCAUGGCCACGUCCUUGGGCCAGAAGGGCUACCUGCCCUCCCCCACCAGAGUCUGAAAGCAGAGCCUAGGGCUGAGGAAAGGAAAGCAGUGGAGCAGGCAGGGCAGGAGCUCAAAUCAGGGAUGUCCCUUGAGCCUCAUGGCCUGAAAACUGCGGGUUCAGAGCCCCCUCAGCAGGAUCUCCUGCCUGCUCCCGUCCCACGUGACAGAGCACAGGCUCAGGCGGAAGUGGAAGCCCCAACUCCUGGAAAACCAUCUCCCUCGGGGGCCUCUCCUCCUGUGGGGAUGCAGCCUGGCGAUGGAGCAGGGCGCCAGGAGCCCACGCACACCCUCUCCACCAGGGCCGAGCUGGAAGUCCCACCCAGGCCCCAACCUGCAACCGCUCAUGCAGAAGAAGAACAAGGCCCUGCUCAGUCCAGGGAGCCACGGGCAGAGAACACACCUGAAGAUCUGGAAACGGACCCCGGAGGCCCUGGGCCAACUCCAUCCCCGGGGGACCGCACAGCCAGUGAGCCUUUGGCCAACCCUGAUUACAUCUUCCAUGUCAUCUUCCUGGGAGACUCGAACGUGGGCAAAACAUCCUUCCUGCACCUGCUGCACCAGAACUCCUUCGCCACCGGGCUGACAGCGACUGUGGGAGUGGAUUUUCGGGUCAAAACCCUGCUCGUGGAUAACAAGCGCUUUGCACUGCAGCUCUGGGACACAGCCGGCCAGGAGAGGUACCACAGCGUGACACAGCAGCUGCUCCGCAAGGCCGACGGAGUGGUGCUCAUGUACGACGUCACCUCCCAGGAGAGCUUCAUGCACAUACGCUACUGGCUGGACUGCCUCCAGGAAACAGUGUCUGAUGGUGUGGUCAUCCUUCUCUUGGGAAACAAGACAGACUGUGAGGAGGAGCGGCAAGUGUCCACUGAGGCUGGGCAGCAACUGGCCCAGGAGCUGGGGGUCUCCUUUGGAGAGUGCAGUGCUGCCCUGGGUCACAACAUCCUGGAGCCCGUGGUGAACCUGGCCCGGGCACUCAAGAUGCAAGAAGAACGCCUGAAGAGCUCGCUGGUGGAGGUGGCCCCCGAGAGGCCGAAGAAGAGAGCUGGCUGCUGUUUCUGAGCGCCUGGCCUGGCCAGGGUCGGAUGGCCACCUCUCUGGCUUUCCUGUUCCUUGGCUCCUGUCCCACAUGCCUGGACACAGCAAUGGCAGAGAAGGCCAGCUUGGAAG